AUGAUCCCUGAUGUGUGUCUGAUGAUCCCCGAUGUGUGUCUGAUGAUCCCUGAUGUGUGUCUGAUGAUCCUUUAUGUGUGUCUGAUGAUCCCAGAUGUGUGUCUGAUAAUCCCUGAUGCAUGUCUGAUGAUCCCCGAUGUGUGUCUGAUGAUCCUUUAUGUGUGUCUGAUGAUCCCAGAUGUGUGUCUGAUAAUCCCCGAUGCAUGUCUGAUGAUCCCAGAUGUGUGUCUGAUAAUCCCCGAUGCAUGUCUGAUGAUCCCCGAUGUGUGUCUGAUUAUCCUUGAUGUGUGUCUGAUGAUCUCCGAUGUGUGUCUGAUGAUCCCAGUUGUGUGUCUGAUGAUCCCUGAUGUGUGUCUGAUGAUCCCAGUUGUGUGUCUGAUGAUCCCAGUUGUGUGUCUGAUGAUCCUUGAUGUGUGUCUGCAGCUGCAGCAGGAGCUGUUGGAGCGAGGUCAACACGGGGUCAUCUGCCUCGAGGACCUGAUCCAUGAAAUCUUCUGCGUCGGGAAAAGUUUCCGCGUCGCCAACAACUUCCUGCAGCCGUUCAAACUGUCGGUGGCUCGACACGCCGCCAGAGACAAGGCCGGGCUCCUGAAGGACCUGGGGGCCCCGGGGUUCCGCAGCGUGGACAUUAACACCAUCAUCAGACAACUGAACUGA
This is a messenger RNA of Knipowitschia caucasica, 657 nucleotides long. The record is from the annotation of a GenBank genome assembly. NCBI's taxonomy places the organism in Eukaryota, Metazoa, Chordata, Actinopteri, Gobiiformes, Gobiidae.